This is a messenger RNA of Acanthopagrus latus (yellowfin seabream), 2151 nucleotides long. It is a transcript of the gene otx2b, whose product is annotated as orthodenticle homeobox 2b. Gene Ontology annotation, biological process: regulation of transcription by RNA polymerase II; multicellular organism development. The record is from RefSeq and is a predicted model, not a curated record. Gene Ontology annotation, cellular component: nucleus. Gene Ontology annotation, molecular function: RNA polymerase II cis-regulatory region sequence-specific DNA binding; DNA-binding transcription factor activity, RNA polymerase II-specific. Bases 253 to 1125 code for a protein of 290 amino acids. The transcript is spliced from 4 exons. Lineage: Eukaryota; Metazoa; Chordata; Actinopteri; Spariformes; Sparidae.
UCUUCUGCUCCUGCUCUCGCCUGGUUUUCUGUGUUUUUUGAUCCGCCGGGACGACGUUUAUCCGCCGCUGACUUUUAUUAUUUCUCCUGUAAGGAAAAGCGAGCAGACAAAGAACUUUACCGGCAUCGGUAGCAGGGUGCCCGGUUUAACACGGACAGCGCGGCGAACAGAACAGAGGACACCAAGUGCACCGAGGGAGCUCCAUCAAUUUUCAAAAUUUUCUCCAACUUCAGCCCUCAGACAAACAUUAGCAUGAUGUCGUAUCUAAAGCAACCACCUUACACAGUCAAUGGCCUCAGCUUAACCACUUCCGGAAUGGAUCUGUUGCAUCCAUCAGUGGGCUAUCCAGCAACGCCACGGAAGCAGAGGCGAGAGAGGACUACUUUUACCCGCGCACAGCUCGACGUGUUGGAGGCGUUGUUCGCCAAAACCCGGUACCCGGACAUAUUCAUGCGCGAGGAGGUGGCGCUGAAAAUCAAUCUACCUGAGUCCCGAGUACAGGUCUGGUUCAAGAACCGGCGGGCAAAGUGUCGCCAGCAGCAGCAGCAGCAGCAGAACGGGGGCCAGAACAAGGUGCGACCUGCCAAGAAGAAAAGUUCCCCGACCAGAGAAGUGAGCUCAGAGAGCGGGGCCAGCGGACAGUUCACGCCCCCCACCAGCACCACCACGGUCCCCGUCAUCUCCACCAGCACCGCCCCAGUGUCCAUCUGGAGCCCGGCGUCCAUCUCUCCGCUCUCGGACCCCCUGUCUACCUCCUCCUCCUGCAUGCAGAGGUCCUACCCCAUGACCUACACCCAGGCCUCCAGCUACAGCCAGGGCUACGCCGGCUCGACGUCCUACUUCGGCGGCAUGGACUGCGGCUCUUACCUCACCCCCAUGCACCACCAGCUGUCAGGCCCCGGCUCGACUAUCAGCCCCAUGAGCACGAACGCGGUCACAAGCCAUCUGAACCAGUCCCCGGCGUCCCUCUCCACCCAGGGCUACGGGACGUCCGGCCUGGGCUUCAACUCCACAGCAGACUGCUUGGAUUAUAAGGACCAAGCGGCGUCGUGGAAGCUGAACUUCAAUGCCGAUUGCUUGGAUUAUAAGGAUCAAACUUCCUCGUGGAAAUUCCAGGUCCUGUGAACAGAGCAACAAAAUAAAUAAAUAAAUAAAUAAAGAAUAAAGUGCACAGACAGUGACGAUCACAUCAGACACAGCGCUGCUGCCAUCCCUCAGUAAAACACAUCGGACUGGGUCAGAGUGUCCGCCGGGCUCGGCGAGGCAGGGGCCUCGGGGGUGUUCGGCAUGACGGUUCCUCCUAGAGGAGAGGUUUAAUUUAUUUUAGCACCGGCAAAGAGAUUUGUCUUUGUUCCGUUCAUUCACAGGUUGUAGCCCCUCAUCCAUGUCUGUCAGUGUGUGCCUCUAUGCGUCAAACAUACAAACACCUGUUGAGGACAGCACAGAAAGAAAAAGUACACCCACAGCCACGGAACUAAAGUUUACCCGAGAACAAAAAAACAAACAAGAAAAAAAAAAAAAAAAAAAACACUCAAAGCUCUCUUCCCGGCGAAGUGCUCGGGACGGACAGACCUCCUUUAAAAAGGCUUCUUUACACGACUUUGCCCGAGCUUUGCUUUUCCGGCAGGAGAGACGACGGGGACGGUGUGUGUGUGUGUGGACAUGGAUGCACUACUUUAUUUAAGAAAAAAAAGUGUUUAUAAGGAAUCAAUAUGUAGUUUCUAAGAGACAAUCAGUGUGUGUCUUAUAUAAAUGGUACAUAUGUGUUUUUUUAUCUGUGCUAGCCUUCGAAACUGUGAUCUGUUGUAUUGUAUGCAAUGUGUGAGCCCCCCUCGCAUCAGACUCUCUGCUGUGACUCCAAUAGAUUUCUAACCUUUUUUUUUUUUUUUUUUCAAAGAUGCUAGUGGUUAAAAGUUACCGGCAUCACAGAGAGAGACGAGACUUUUUCCCAGCAGCACAUGGUAGUAAUAAUCAAGGGUUAUUAUUAUUAUUAUUAUUAUUAUUAUUAUUAUUAUUAUUAUUAUUAUUAUUAUAGCCCCACUGGAAAUGACUCUCGGCUGCUGAGAGCUCCACACUUGCUCCCCCUCCAUUGAUCUCAACACACGGUGAUUGUGGAUCCUUCACUGGGCUCCAAAGAUGGUGUGACCUCAC